Molecule: messenger RNA, 1746 nt
Organism: Salvia miltiorrhiza (redroot sage)
Lineage: Eukaryota; Viridiplantae; Streptophyta; Magnoliopsida; Lamiales; Lamiaceae
Exons: 4
Coding region: 404-1510 (368 amino acids)
Molecular function (GO): nucleic acid binding
Source: RefSeq, a predicted model, not a curated record
ACGCGCUAUGAAGCUCUGACCAACUUAGGAAUUCGCAUGGUUGCAUACAGCCCAAAACUUUUGUACCAAUUCUUGAUUUGUAUAUAACCUAAAUAAGCAAUUAUUACUCAAUACAAAAACCAAACCCCAAAACACGCAGCUGCAAAAAUUCCAUAUAAAUCCGCCCCAUUAUUCUCCUCUUCCACUCUCUUCGAUUGGUGGGAGGGAAAUUACCCAAAGGGAAAAUUCGAGAAAAGGGUUUCCCUUUUCUCAAUUUUUUCUUCCUCCUCUCUUUCUCUCUCUCCCCUCGCUGCGCGCCGGAGGAGUCAUCGUAUGUACUUUAAUUAGUCAUUUUUGGUGUAUAGAUACGAAUAAUAUACGUAUCUAGGUAGUUUUGAACAAUUUUUGUGUAGAUUUUUGGGAUAUGGAUUUGACUUCGCAAUCGGCGGCUGAAUCUGACGGCAACGGCGUCGUGUUGCAGCGGAAGGCUGUUGAUGAGCACCAGCAGCCGCCGCCGCCCUACGUUUCGAUGGUGGAUCCGUUCCUCGUGGAGGCUCUUCAGAACCCUCGUCAUCGUCUAACUAUUCUACGAAUGGAGCUUGAUAUACAGAAGUUCCUGCAUAAUUCAGACAUACAGCAGUUUGAGUUUCCGCACUUCCCAACUUCAUACCUUCGUCUUGCUGCUCACCGCGUUGCCCAACACUAUGGUUUGCAGACUAUGGUUCUGGAUAAUUCUGUGGAUGGCCAAGGAAUCCGGAUUCUGGUUAUAAAGAAAGCAGAGAGUAAGUUUCCUGUUGUUUGCUUAUCAGAUGUACCAGCUAAAAAGUCAGAAAACGACAAACUUGAUCAACUCAAGAUUGUCAUAAGGCCGAGACCUAAAGGUUCCUCAAAUAACUCCAAUGAACUGGGGCUUAGACGCAGUCCAGUGAGAUCUGUGGAAGAGAGGAAGGAGGAGUAUGACAGAGCGAGGGCUCGUAUUUUUAGUAGUCCAAGUAGUUCCGAAUCAGAAGAUACAUCCUUUCAGGUUUGUUCUGAUGGGAGGAAUCUGAUGGUAAAUGAGAACGAAGUUUCUAGAAACCUCGCUAUUGAUGUGGAUAAAAACUCCUACUUCAGGGAAGUAGGUAAUUCUUCUAGAGUAGCCAUUCUUAGGGACAGGGAAAAAGACCGAAGUGACCCUGAUUAUGAUCGCAGUUAUGACAGAUACAUUAGGAGCCUUCCGAACAACCAGAGUUUCAACGUAGCACCUUUCAAUGUGCAGAAAUUUCAGCCUCCAUUUGUCCAUUACGAUUCUGUUUUCCCUCAUCACGGUCAGAUGCCAGCACCUCAAGGCUCUCUUAACUAUGGCAAUCAUGUGAUGGGCCCUUACUGUGCCAUGGGGUUGAAUCCUGCUUCUAGCGAUGCCUUGUACGUGCAAUGGCCAACUCAGUCCAUGAUGUAUGCACAGUCGUAUGAUCAACUAAGACAUGGCUUUUUUCAGGCUCCCUUCUGUCAGCAACCUCUGAGUUUUGAUUACUCACAGAAUCACCGAUGACAGAUGGAAUUUAGCUGGGGGAAUGUUUGUGUUACCAUAGGGAGAGACCUCGUUUAGGUUAUAGCGUUGAACGACAAUCGAACUUUGUCUUGUGAUUUAGUUUCCCUUUGUUGAUUCUUCUCCAUUUGUUGUAAGGUUGUAGCAGAUAAAACUUCAGUAUGUACCAAUUUUAAUUUGCUUCUUGGGAGACCAAACCUCUAUUCCUAUUUGCAGAUAUUUCUGAUUUGGAUUUGUUA